GAAAUAUGACGCAAGCACGUUCACAGAUACACACCAGCUGGGAAGCGUAGCUGGAGGACGCAUGUGUAAACAAGUUUUUAUUGUAAAUUAUUUUAUAGGCAGAUAUAUCAGAUCCUAAACCACGUCAGGAGGCUAAUGAAUUAUUUCUUUAUUAUGCAGUGAAUUUAUUAUUCGUUGAACGACCACACAGUCUGGUGCAGCCGUUGGUAAUAAGCUAACAUGACUGCUAGCUGACAGCAUUAGCCCCGUCGGUGGCAGUGAUGGAUCCGUUGAGUAUAGUUGAGGAUGAAGUGGCUUUGGAGGGGCUGGACGGGAUAACUAUUCCUACUUUGUGGAUACGACUUGAAGAUAGAAAGCCCAAGUUUCCCCUGAAGCUCGACGAUGGCACCAAGGAGCUUAUCUGGAGGUCACUUAUCAGCAACACCGACCUGAAGUUCUACCAACUCCCACAAGAGAGAGAAGAUGUUAUACUGUAUGACAGGUAUAAAGAAACUGAUUCAGAAGGGGGGACUGAAACCGCAUCAGGGUUUUCUGACACAAAGAAAGAUGUCUACCCGGUCCAAAUUGUUCCUGAAAACAAGGAUGGGAUACAGGGCUCGUGUGCCUUGUUCAAAGAGAGGAGAGACAUCACAAAGCUCGUCCGCUCCAAGUCUGUCACCCCGUUGGUGAGCCUGGAGGAGGCUUUGAAAAGAUACGGGCGAAAGCUUGUAGUUGUGGCGUCUCAGAAGCUGCGAUUUCGGACUCUGAUUGGUCCUGAGAGCGAUCCUGAUUUGAAACUCACCGACGACUCUUACUGCGUGUUGGAACGAGUGGGCCGAGCACGCUGGCAGGGGGAGCUACAGAGAGACCUGCACGGGUCCUCCUUCAAGAUCGAUGCUCGAAAGUUGCACUACAUGAGGAAAUCUCUUGUUAGACAUGGACUUAUCAGCAUGCAGUCUCAAGCCACACGACUGAAUUCAGGACAACAGCAACACUCCAUCCUUCUGCUGCUCAAACGCUUCCACAUCAACAGGAGGACAAAGUACGACAUCCUGAUGGAGUACGUGUCCAACCAUCUCCAGCAGUCACCUGGCCAGAUCGCCACUUUGAUGGCGCUCAGAGAACAACUUAAUGUGAGUGAUUGUACUUUUAAGCGUGUAUUUCACUACAUGCGAACUGCGAAGUUGGUGGAGUUUUGCCGUUACCCUCUGGAGGACUUGGAGCCCACCGGCGGGCCUUGCCUCGACAAAAAAGGUAACAAAGUGCUCGUGCGCUGUUUGAAACUGUUAAAGCCAUACACAAAGAAGGGCGUUACUGAUGAUGAUGACGAUGAGGACGAGGAGGAAGAGGAUGAAACUGGAGCGAGACUAAGAUCUUUCCCUCCGCUGGGGCGGAUCAUGGAGAAAGAUUUCCUGUCGCAGGCCUAUCAUCUCGUUUUAUCCUGUGGUACAAAGGGAAUCGCUCAGAGUAGUUUAGGGGUCAGAAUGAACGUCGGAAAGCUGGAAUCUCGUAUGCUCUGCCGAAAGAUGGAGAGGGAUGGUACGAUCAAGGGAUUCAUGGAGGAUGAGGGUCGGCAGAGGACUACGAAAUUUAUUAGCCAUAAGUUCGUGGGUGUGAGUGAUCAACUUCAGCUGGUUGCUAAGGAGCAGGAACGCAAGAAGCUGCUCUACUCUUCUGCACCACAGACAUCAAGCGCCGCAUCCGCUUCCCUUAAAACACCGUCGACCUCAAAGUCGACAGCAAAGGAAAACACCAGAACUCCAGCUGCAAAGAAGACUCAGAAAGCAGGCAGAGAUAAAGAGGAGGAGGAAGCUGGGGAGAUGAGUUUUGAUAGAUCGGAUGCGGGUGAUGAAGUGUUGGAUGGAGACGGAGUUAAAGCAAGAGGAAAGUCAGGAGCAGGAAGAAAGACGGCAGGGAAGAAAGGCAGCGUGACAACGAAACAGACACAACCUGAGACCUCCAUCAUACAACCUACUACCGCUGAAUGUGAAACCCCAGCUGGGACCAGUAUGACAGCUGACUCAGUGUCUGAUCUAAGAUCAGAGCAAGCUCCGGUCGAGGAGGAGGAAAGGUCCAACUCAAAACCGUGCAGUCCUUUCCUUCAGAGUGAAGCAUCUAACGAAGCCAAUAAGUCAACAGAAAACAACAUUGUGGUUGUUGAAGAUGUUUAUCAGCGGAAGGCGUCCAGGAGUAAAAAAUCCAGAAGAGCUAUCGAGAGGUCUCAUGAGACCUACCGCCUCUUAAAGAGGAAGAACCUGAUUGUUGAGGCUGUGCGCAGCUUGAAAAUCAUAGAGGGCCUUUUCCCGCUUCAGAAGAUGAUUAAUGACGAAGAGAAGCAGGAUGGAGUCAGCUCAAAGUGCUGCAAGAAGACUAUUUUACGUCUGGUCCACUGUCUGGCGAGAGAGGGCUUGCUAAAGAUUUACACGACCACUGUCAUACAGGACGGGAUCACCAAGAAGAUCGAGAUGAUCGUCCAUCCGUCCGUUCAGCCCAACGAUGACAUAGUAACCCGAGUUAUUGAGCAGGUCCGCUUCAAAAUCGCCAGUUCGUACACAGCUAUACGUAUGCAGAACGCUGAAGGGAAAACCAGAGAAGAAGAAAAAGAGUCCGAGGAGACGAGCGCCAACGCCUCUAAAACCCAGAGAAGCAAGGCUGAAAAAAAGAGAGCGCUCAGUAAAGACGAGGAGGAGUUCAGACCCACCCCAGUUCGAGGAUUAGGGAAGACAUUAGGCUUCCAACCUAAGAUGCAUCGUCUGCGUGUUAUUCAUAACUUCCUCUCGUAUGUGAUCUAUGGACACCCGUGCCAACACAAGUCAACCGGAUCUGACCUGUCCAGUCAAACACCGACUCCCCCAAACAGCUCCAAUCAGUCAGGCACCAACAAAAACAUACAAAACUCCAGAAACACAGACGGACAAACUCGGUCAUCUGAAAACGCUGCCAGCGGCUCUGCGGACCCACAAACUGUAGAUUCUACCGUGUCUAAUGUGACAUCAGGCGAUGAAAAGGAGGAGCCGAAGGAUAAAUCGACAUCUGGUCACUUUCUGUCUGACAUGAAAGUGUAUUCAGAGGAAGAGUCGUGGAAGAGAUUCGUCCCUCCUGUUCGCAUACACAAGGAGUUUGGCAGCGGCUGGGCGAUGGUGGGCGACCUGCUUCUUUGCCUUCCUCUGUCCAUCUUCAUUCAGGUCGUACAGAUCAAUUAUAAGGUCGAUGGACUGGAGGAAUAUCUGAACGACCCUGUGAAGCAGCACCAUCUCGUCAGAGCGCUGCCCGCCAGAAUGAAAAGACAGCUGCUUUAUAAACGGAAAUACAUCUUCACUUUCCAUGAGAACCUGCAGAGGUUGGUCUACAUGGGUCUGCUGCAGUUUGGUCCAGUGGAGAGAUUCAAGGAGAAAGACCAGGUGUUUGUGUACCUGAGGCGCAACGCCACAAUCGUUGACACCACCAACGCCGAGCCUCACUACUGGCUGGUCACGGAGUCACCUGACAAAUCAUUUGAGAGGCGUCAGUACACGUUCAGCACUGCCGAAGAUGUAGAAAACUACUGGUUUGACCUGAUGUGUGUCUGCCUCAAUACACCACUGGGGGUUAUCCGCAAUAAGAGAAACGUCACAGACGAGGAAGCGGCUCCUUCCUUUGUGCAUGAACGCAACGUGUUCGUAGGACUGGCAUACCUGCUCAAGGGCAGUUGGGAGGUGUGUGAUGACGGGUCGAUACCAGGUGACGGUAAAGGAGCAGGAGGUCUGGACUCUGAAUUCUUCGCUCAUCUGAAACGCAACUGGUUGUGGACAAAUCACCUUCUUUCUGUCAAAACGAAACCCAGUGGUUCAGAGGCGAAGGAGACCAAAAUCAGACUGAAGAGCCUCCUGAGUAAAAACGCUCUCAGGAUGGCACUUAAAGCUGGAGGAUCUACUUCACCUCGUUAUGUGACUGCCAAACGAUCACUGGUCAGACAAGAAAAUAUUGAGGUGGCUAUUGAGCCUGCUUCCAGAAACCAGCAGGUGGUCGGAGGAAAGCGACAGAAGAGAAAGAGAAGCAGAAAGGAGGUUAUCAGGGCCCCACGCAAGAAGAAGAAAGAGCCCAAGAAACGCACCCCGGCUCAUGACGAGGUGGACCACCGAGCUUUGAAGAUGAUGACCAGACAGCGAGUCUACUGGUCUGUACAGGAAGACUCGCUGAUGAUGCUCUGCAGCGUGGCCUCACACCUGCUCAACAGCCAGUUAAAAAGGCCGUUCAUACCUUACUGUGUGGUAAGAGACCUGCUCCAUGCAGAGUUUGAGAUAUCGAUGGAUAAAACAUCUGUCGCUGUCGGACGUCGCACACGAUACAUCCUCAAGAAUCCUCAGACGCUUCUGAACUACAGGAUCUGCCUGGCGGAGGUGUACCAGGACAAAACUCUGUUGAAACUGUUGGAAGAGAACAAACCUGCUGAUCCUGAUAAACCAGAGGAUUGUGCUAAAGCAUUCUCGGAGUAUGCAAGGCUGCUCAGACUGAAGUUUUGCUCUGUUAUGAGCGCUUCUGAUAUGAUCAUGUCUGACACGAAACAACAGCUCUUUUCAAGGUUUAAAGUUUGCACAAUAGACAACAGAAAACAGAUGUCAAGCAAAGACACUCUGACCUGCACAGAUGACAUUCAUGCCAUAGUGUUACAUAAUGUGAUCCAGAGCACUCUGGCCAUGACCAACAGUCAGAUGAAGACCUCCAGAUCCUUUCAGACUUUCCAUAUGUACAGUAAGUAUAAUCAGGAGCUGCUGUGCCAGGUAUUCAUACAAUGCAGGAAGAGGGGUCUGGUCAACCGCCGUCGUGUCAAUCAGCCCUUCGGGCCCAAGAAGAACCGGGCUCUGCCCAUCCUGCCCAUGUCCUACCAGCUGUCUCAGACCUACUACAGGUGUUUCUCAUGGCGUUUUCCUCACUCGCUGUGCACCGAUUCCUUCCGCUUCCUGCGGACUCUACUUAACAACAGGACAGACAACAGGACGGAAAACAACAGACCUGCCAUCGCUUUCUACCAUGAGACUGAAAACAGGACAGAGGACGGGGAGGUAGUGACGGAGAGAAGAGCGCGGUCCGAAAGAAAAGAAAAAGAGAGCGAGAGAAAGAAAGAUAACAAACCAGCGAGUGAACCGGAAGUACAACCUGAGAAGUCAAGCAGCGACUCUGCAAAGAAAGGAGACGACAACCAGAGCAAAGGGGAAGCAGACACGGAGCUGGAAUCGAACGAUGAAAAAACUCGCCUCACCGCUGGCUCUGCUGAAGAUCCAUCCACCGGAGAGCAGACAGACAAUCAGCAAGCCAAAGAGAAGCAGCUGAGUGUUGCUGCCGCCUCGAACGCAGCGGCUCGAGGUUUAGAGGAGCUUACAGAUGUGUCCGACAUGAUGCCGUUCUCUAUGGACUCUCCGGGGGGAGCCUGCGUGGUCUCUCUCAGCCUGAUGACUCUGGGACUGCUGUCUGUGUAUCUGUCCAUACCUAAACAGAUGGUGGUGGUGGACAGCAACCUGGUGGACAACGAUGUAGUGAAGAGUAUGGCAGCACUGGAGGAAGAGGACGAUGAUGACGACGACGGUGAGGAAUGUGAGGGCAAAAAGAGGAUGGAAGUGAAGGCCCAUCAAGCGUCACACACCAACUACCUGAUGAUGCGAGGAUACUGCUGUCCUGGCAUAGUUAAACUACGUAACCUCAACACCACUGACAACAUCGUGGUGGAGUCCUGUAUUAUAAGGUUGCAGCUACAAAAUACACCUGCCCACCAUGUGUUCAGUAUGGAGAAUUCUCCACCACUUGAUUUGUCCAAAUGUGGUCCGUCUCUGCUGCCCUCCAUCCUCAGCGACACUGUCUGUUCCUCCUCCACUUUUCCACCCAGCGUGGAGGAGUGUGACCGGCGUUUGAUUCGGCAGAAAAGCUACUCUCCUCAGGAUAUUGAAGCUUGCGCUCAGCUGAGAAGGAGCUUGGAUGAAGCCGGUGAGAAAGGGCUGGAUGUGCACGACUUAUACCAGGUUCACGCACACCUGGAGGAGCCACAGUCUGGAUGCAGCAGGAGCCUGCAGCAGUAUAUGAAGGACUUACAAGAAGAAGGCCAGGUGUUAAAAGUUGGGAGUUUGGGUGUUCGUUGGGUGCUCAUGCGGCACGCUGACCCGUGGCUUCUGACUGUAAACUCCAAACAGUGGUCCCAGUCACGCUUAACAUCUGGCAGACUUCCCUUUUUGGAGAACCAGCACAACAUCCCCUUCAUGCGCAAGAGAUGCAGGCGAGAAGUCCGACAGGAGACAGAGGAACCGCCAGCAAAAAAAUCAGCUAUGGACAGACAAGAGGGCGAGCACAGAGAGGAUGUAGAUGGAUUAUCAAGCAGCACAAAAGAAAAAAUUAAUGAGCAGGAACAGCUGGAACAGAAUGAUAAGGGGGCAAAUAAGGAAAGUGGAGACAAAUUGUUGAAUUUGGAAGAGAUAGAAGUGAACCAGACACAACCUGAAGGGCAAGGAGUGGAGGAGACAGGACAGGAGAAAAUCGAAACUGUUGAAAGACAGGAGGAAAAGAGAGAGCAUAGAGCCAGAGCGAACAGUAUAGACGAUGAAAGAGAUGAGGAAGCAGGCUCUCCCCCAACAGGACAAGCUGAUUUUAAUGAGGAGGAGAAUCUGAGUUUCAUCAGCCGACCGUGGCGCAUGGUUGAUGGCAAGCUGAACCGGCAGGUGUGUAAGGGCAUGCUGGAGGCCAUUCUUUACCACAUCAUGUCCCGGCCCGGACUCACACAGCAGACACUGGUGGAACAUUACAAAGAUGUGCUGCAGCCAAUGGCGGUACUGGACCUCGUGCAGGCGCUUGUAGACAUGGGCUGUGUGACGAAGAGAACUCUGGUGAAAGGUCCUAAACCCUCACUCUUCACCCGCUCGGUGUGCCAGACCAAAAGUGAGACAGAAGUGAAGAUUGAGGAACCAGACGCUGUGUUUUAUGAGCCCACCAUCAGCUGCUCCCUCAGGCUCAGUCAAGUGUUACCCAACGAGCGCCACUGGAACUACUGCAUACAGUGAGAGUAACCGUGGAAGUCACAUGGCCUGUACUGUCCUGGCUCGUCUCUGUUUCACAUCCGUUUCAUUAUCAAGUUUCAGGUAAUCAGGUUCUUUGACAGAUUAAAACUGAUUAGGUUCAUUUCUGGUUUUACAGAACAGAGACUUUUUGUACAUUUUUUUUUUUAUUCAUGAAUUUUUUUCAGUUGUGGAAGUUUUGUUUUUUUUUUGUCUUAA
This is a messenger RNA of Thunnus maccoyii (southern bluefin tuna), 7214 nucleotides long. RefSeq names its product general transcription factor 3C polypeptide 1. Bases 261 to 7001 code for a protein of 2246 amino acids. The record is from RefSeq and is a predicted model, not a curated record. Gene Ontology annotation, cellular component: transcription factor TFIIIC complex. Gene Ontology annotation, biological process: 5S class rRNA transcription by RNA polymerase III; transcription initiation at RNA polymerase III promoter. NCBI's taxonomy places the organism in Eukaryota, Metazoa, Chordata, Actinopteri, Scombriformes, Scombridae. The transcript is spliced from 40 exons. Gene Ontology annotation, molecular function: DNA binding.